Fusarium vanettenii 77-13-4 is the source of this 673-nucleotide messenger RNA. RefSeq lists its product as uncharacterized. Lineage: Eukaryota; Fungi; Ascomycota; Sordariomycetes; Hypocreales; Nectriaceae. Bases 91 to 474 code for a protein of 127 amino acids. The record is from RefSeq and is a predicted model, not a curated record. The transcript is spliced from 2 exons.
CGACCGAGUCCACAUCGAAAGCCGCGACCAUAGUCCCUCGCUCAAGUACCCAAUUCGAAACCCUCGAGGCCUCUCAAUCCGAUCGUCGUCAUGCCUACUCCCGAGUCCGAGCAGUUCAAGGCCCAGAAGCCUACCGUCCCUCCCACCUUCAACGGCGUCGACUACGAUGAUACCAAGGCCUUCAAGGCUGCUGAGGAUUCCCUCAUCCGGGAACAAUGGGUCGGCGCCAUGAUGACCCGACUCGUCGGCGAGGAGCUGGGCAAGUGCUACGUCCGUGAGGGCGUGAACCACCUCGAGAACUGCGGCCAUCUCCGAGAGCGAUACCUGCAAUUGCUGAAGACGAACAAGAUCAAGGGCACCAAGUUCAUUCAGCAGAACUACAUUGACCAGAAGGAAGAGGAACUUGACCGGGCAGCCAAGGUGCACACCAGCGACAAGAUCGCCAAGAUGAACCAGGACCGGUUCGCUUCGUGAGAUACGAAUUGACUGGUGCAUGCGUUUAAGAGAGACGAUUGAGUAGACCUUGGUUAUCUAGAUGCGAGGGAAUUGUGGUCUUGAUAUCAAAGGCAUCGAGUCGUCACAACCUCGGUUCUGGUGGUAAAGGUGAAGCAAACACCUAAACCCUGUAUGACUGUGUAUAUAUCAGGAAGCAAUGAAACAAAAAUGAUCCACG